This is a messenger RNA of Arctia plantaginis, 237 nucleotides long. The record is from the annotation of a GenBank genome assembly. Lineage: Eukaryota; Metazoa; Arthropoda; Insecta; Lepidoptera; Erebidae.
AUGGUGGUACGCAACUGCGGUCCGAUCAUCAUGAAUCUUGGGAGGCUUUUCAUCACAAUCUUGAUGUUAGUGCUAGUUAUCUCAUCCAGCGCGUAUGCCGGUGCAAGGAGAGCAAAGAACAACAAAAAAACUGCCGACAUCGACAAGGCCGCGCCCGAGGAUGGCGAACGUAACGCCGUCGCGAAGGCCGCGGAAGCGCCCACGAGAGUUAGCCGUGUUUCGAAGAAAUUAAAUUAA